Messenger RNA from Phialemonium atrogriseum, 3135 nucleotides. RefSeq names its product glycosyltransferase family 90 protein. Lineage: Eukaryota; Fungi; Ascomycota; Sordariomycetes; Cephalothecales; Cephalothecaceae. The coding region runs from base 169 to 3015 and encodes 948 amino acids. The transcript has 5 exons. The record is from RefSeq and is a predicted model, not a curated record.
UGGCAGAUCCGUUACAGGGUUUAGUUUAGGAAUAAUCAUCACGGCUUGAUAAAAUGGAUUUUAUUUAGAGACUGGGCCUCAUCAUCCAAUCUAGGGUCGGAAUUUAAAAUGGGAUGAACUAAUAGGCCCUCCGAGUAUAAGAUCCUGGAGCUUGUCGAUGCCUGCACGAUGGCCCAGCUUGCAGCAUUUUGUGCUAUUGCUUCCUUUCUUUGGCUGUCUCACAGCAUCGAAAGACAUCCCUUAAUAGAUCAUCCUCGACUCUCUGCUUCGCUCAUUCUCCUUAUAACGGGAAUUGCUUCAUUCGCCGUCAGUUUCUUCUCUGUGUGGCUGCCAGGCGCCAAUGGGAGAUUCGAUGACGAGCUAAGCAGCGCCCCCUUCCUCAGGGGCACCCAGAGCAAUCUGCCAAAACGGCCACGCCGUUAUUUCCUCCCUGUUCUUAUAUUUGCCAUCGUUUUGAGGCUCGAGUUGUUCCACCGAGUUGCCUAUGACCUCCAGUGCUCAGCUCCAGACAUCGAGAGCUUCUUGCCCGUGAUCAUUCUUUUCUACGAACUUCUGCCCGGACGGAAGUCUAGACAAGAGGCAAAUGAGCCCGACGACUUUCCGAAGACACUGUUCGAGGACUUCUUGGACUGGCUGAAGAGCUUUAAGCACUCUAGACCCAUCUUGGUCAUCAGCACUCUAGCUUUUACCUAUGGCGCCCACUUGAUCUCGAAGCGAAACCUCAGGUCGACUUUCUUUUGCUCCGGUCUUGACAGCGGCUCCCUUAUUGUUGCGCUGCAAUGGCUCGGGUUAUUCCUGGAUGCCACCAUCGCCAUCCUGCUUUGGCGGAUUCUCGCCUGGGCUCGAACAACCAGGAGCCGGCUGAAAACCCUCAGCGGCAUUUUUGUGUCCUCAUCUCUGAUCAUGGGGUUCCUGUCCCUGACACUGGGUCUGUUCGGGCCGUCGAAUACCACCGCCCACCAUUACAAGGCCCCUGACUCGCUGUAUGUCUUCGACAUAUUUGCAGAUGGGUUCAUCUUCUCCGUCUUCUGCAUCUCGUCAGGUUUCAUCAUGUGUGAACAGGGUCCCGCAAAAUUCGUUGCUACUCUUGUUUUCAUGUCUGGUUUGCUGGCCACGACCCAGAGGACGCUGCUUAUUGGAACUUGGGAGAAUAUAUGGCGAUUAGAAACCAACAUUGCGCUGUCUCUGCUCUGCCUCGGUUUCGUCUUCUUUGCCUACACCAUCGGGCUUCGGUCGGUUGCGUUCGUGGGGCGCGUAUUCCUCGUUGGGCUCCUACUCAUCCUUGUUAUAGCCUCCGCCAUAUUCUCCCUAGUGAAGAAGCCGUCGCUCGAUAGCCACCCGCUGGAGAGACUUAUCUACGACAGACGCGUGGAGGCAGAUCGAUGGCUGGUCCAUGCAGCCGUGAGCAAGACGCUGAAAGUUGCCGUGCAAGAAUACAAGGAGCGAAACCAUGGCCGCGACCCUCCACCAAAGUUCGACACCUGGUACAGAUUUGCCGCUGAACGGAACUCGCCCAUUAUCGAUCACUUUGCGCAGAUUAGCAGCGAUACCCUCCCGUUUUGGGCCUUUCCACCCGAGGAGAUCCGGCAAGCCGUCGCUUUGGUUGCCUCACAGCCGGAUAUCGCACUCGUCAAAGUUCAAAAUGGCGUCGCCUCGCACAAGCAGCCUGAAGACUCGCCCCACCACUCCGUGCUGGAUAACCUCGUUGGCAUGAUCAGUACCUUUGGCAGGCAUCUGCCGAACAUGGAGAUUGCAGUUAAUCUGAAUGAAAGACCGAGAGUCCUUGCCCCGUGGAUCGGCACGCAUAGGUUGGGCGAAACCGGGAAGCACCACGGUUUGAGAAAGCUCAUCUCUCGAGGGUCUGAAGCGCCACCGUCUGUCGAGGAUACCCAACCUGGGGCAUCACCAAGGGGAGAAGUACCACUCGUCGACUAUACGGGCUCCACCUCUGUACGAACCUUCCGGCAAAUGACCGCCUUGACUUGCCCCCCGGGGUCGAGAGCAAGAUCUGGCGUCCAUUGGAAUAUCCGAGACUUCUGCUCAGUCUGUGCUAAGCCACAGUCACAAGGGCAGUUUCUCAAAGGGUGGGACGCCGCUCAGGACCUUUGCCACCAGCCAGAUAUCUAUCGUCUCCAUGCUUUCCAUGCUUCUCCCCCGGACCUGAUGCCCCUCCAACAUCUCCUGCCCGUCUUUAGCAGAUCCAAGACUAGCAGCUAUAGCGAUAUCCUCAUACCUCUGGCCCGACCGAACGACACCGUCGUGGCGGACGAUGCGGGAGCCGAUUUUACCAUGAAGUCAGACAGAUUGUACUGGCGGGGAAGCGUCGGUGCGCGAGGUCUCAGCAACGAGCUGCUUCAUGGAGGGCACCAGGAGCGACUAGUCCAUCUCAUCAACAACUCGUCCGCAUCAGACAAGGUAAUGCUUCUACUGUCCACGAAAGAGAACAAGGACCGGUUCGCCUACGAAUCGGUUCCCGCUUCGGAAGUGAACAAGGCCCUCCCCAUCGACGUCGGCAUCCAGGACUACGGAGCCUGCAGCAGCAGCACUGAGGCGACCUGCGAGGCGGCCCAGCACGAACUGGGCCUCAAGCCGGAAGCGAGACCGCUCGGGAACAGAUACGUCCUCCUCACGGACAGCGACGACGGUCCGCCGGCCGGCCUCGUGCCGGCGCUGCGCUCGACGAGCGUGCCGUUUGUGACGUCCGUGUUCAGGGAGUGGCAUGCAGAGCGCGUGAUGCCUUGGGUGCACUUUGUGCCCGUCGACCUACGGUACCACGCGCUCCACAGCACCCUGGCGUACUUCACCGGGUUGAAGGGCAGGGGGGCGGUCAACGGCCGGGACCCCGAGAUGGAUGCUAGGAUUGAAGAUGCCAGGUGGAUCGCGGACCAGGGGAGGCGGUGGGCUGCUAGGGCUCUACGACGGGAGGACAUGGAGGUCUAUCUAUUCCGGCUGCUGCUGGAAUGGGGUAGGUUGAUAGACGACGAUAGGGACAAGAUCGGGUUUCAACUUGGGUAGGGUAGCAAUGAUCUGUAAACUCAGUGACAGCAUCAGCAGCAUUUGUAUAUAUUUUUAUUUUCCUGCCGCUUCUGUACAGAGAUCUCACCAACUUCGGUUCAUAUCAAUCUUGGUCACCGC